Symbiodinium necroappetens is the source of this 720-nucleotide messenger RNA. The record is from the annotation of a GenBank genome assembly. Lineage: Eukaryota; Dinophyceae; Suessiales; Symbiodiniaceae.
AUGGCGCGGCUUUGCGCGCUCGGUGCGUGGUUGUGGUUCAGAGGUGCCGUGGCGCAGCAGCCCGAUCUUGAUCUGGGCACGCUUUUCGAAGGCUUGGGUGCGAUGCAAAACACUGGCAAGGGUGGCAAAGGUGCCGCACGUGCAGAUGCCUGCCCUGCCGGCCAGUCUCCCGUCCCGAAGCUGGACCAGCACUCCCGCAUGAUGGCCAACGGUUGCGGUCCACAGGGCCUGGUGAUAAAGGAGCCACAUGGGCUGUUUCGUUGCUGCAACGGCCACGAUGUCUGCUUUUCCGUAUGCGGAACCUCGCACGACUUCUGCGAGGAUCAGUUUUCCAAGUGCAUGCAGGAAGUUUGUCAGAGCCCACUAUCUGGUGAGCAUCAGGAGUGCCAAAAACAGGCACACUCGUUCUCGUCAAUGACCAAAGUCUUUGGAUCAGGCUUUCAUAAAGCCUCUCAGCAAGAUUCAUGCCACUGCGUGCCCGAGGAUGAGGCAGGCAAGAAGCAUCGGGAGUACUUGGAGACCUUCUACCGAUUGUACAACGAGUCCAUGCUUGACACGGACACUCUGGAGCUGCAGCUCUCAAAGUGGAAGGGCAAGGAGGCAGAGCUCUACUUUGAUCUUGUGAAGAAGUACGGUCACCUCUUCGUGCAGUUCGAUGACGUUCCAAAGGAGUUCGUGCAUGUUCCUCAGGUCGCUGUGCACAGCCGAAGCGACCUUUGA